CUGAGGUUGCAAUGAUGGAAAAGAACAACCAGAAAAAUGCAAUGGACCUCAAACGUUUUAAGGACGUUCAAAACAUAGAGUACUACAACAGUCUUGAUUGGGGUACUAUUAUUUGGGAGAGGACACUCGAUGCCCUAAAAACUGCGUUGAAUGAUAAGAGUAGUCUAUACAAGACGAAGGUGAAAGGAAAUAAAAAUUACGUUGUGAAAUACUCUUUGCGUGAAUUUCCACAAGCGUUCCAGGUAUGGACGUACCAGAUCCUAGCUGUAUCGAUAGCUGGAACAUUGCGAAGCGAAGGAGGAAGGUGGCUUUGCCUCACGUAUUACGAUGGUCAUGCUCCCACUCAGUCUCCUUCAAAGUACUCGAGAGAGAGAUAUUCAAGUCUAACAAUAUAAAGAUUAAAGAGGGUAUUGUCAUGACAGACGCUGAGAGGGAGUUUUGGGAUACCCCAAUGGACAGACGACCUAUAUUUGAUCUAGGUGUCGAUAAUGAUAGUGCUGAAAGUAGCAAUAGGUCAAGUAGUGGGGGUAGUUCUGAAAGCAAAAGUGAAAUUGAUGAUCAUCGUGGAGAUGACAAUGAUGAAUGUGGAAGAGUGGAGGGAGAGGAUGAACAUGAGCAUUCUGAGCAUGAGAAUGCUGAAUGUGGAAGGGUGGAAGGAGGGACAUACACACCUAGUGAUGAUAUGUUCCAUGAUGUGGUGGGGGAUGUAUGCGAUGAGGACGAGUCGAACCCACCUAAUGUCCAUCUUGUGGACUCCCAUAGAGAGCGAUCUAUGGAUGAGGAGUGUCCUGAGUGUGCUGCCCACAGGGAGGGAGUCAAUCCCGACGAUUCUAUUUAUUCGUACCUACGGACCAUUGACAGCUCACUAUCGAGGUUGGAUGGUCGUAUAUCGAGUUUAGAUAGUCGUGUAUCCAAUAUGGAGGAAAACAUGACAGACAUGAAAGGACAAUUGUCGACCAUCCUGUCACUGUUGCAGUCUAUGUGCAAGAGCCUCAAAAUACCACCACUUCACCUACUCCCAACCCCCCCUCUAGAGCCCGAUACCACCACAACAUCACCAACUAACGUCGAACCUAUAAAGGUUGACGUCCCACAAACAGAGGCCAACAUGUCUGCCUUACACACCAUGCCACAUACAAAGGCCGACAUGUCUGACAUCCCAGAGGCCGACACUUCUGGUAUUGUUACGACCACAGAAGGAGUUACACUAGAAUCUUGA
Messenger RNA from Benincasa hispida (wax gourd), 1219 nucleotides. Lineage: Eukaryota; Viridiplantae; Streptophyta; Magnoliopsida; Cucurbitales; Cucurbitaceae. The record is from RefSeq and is a predicted model, not a curated record.